AUGGAGCCCCCUUCAGGCCCUCCACGAGGAGGACAGGUCCCCUGGCAGGACCUCCUGCUGGCAGAACCCUUGGCCCAGCCCACUCUCCGUGCCAGCAACACCACAGUCACAGAAGACAAGAACUCUGUGGUCCUGACCUGCUCCACAACUAACACUGUGGUCUCUAUCGGGUGGCUCUUCAAUGGCCAGAGUCUAAAGCUCACGGAGAGGAUGACACUGUCCCAGGACAACAGCACCCUCACCAUACGCCCUGUCAGGAAGGAGGAUGCCGGGAAUUACCAGUGUGAGGUCUCCAACCCAGGCGAUUCCAGGAAAAGUGACCCUGUGAGGCUGGCUGUGAGCUAUGAAGGAAGCACCACAGGCUUCCCUGUGGGGCCCAUCGUUGGUUUUGUAGCCGGGGUCCUUGUCGGACUGGCACUGGCAGCUACCCUAGGCUGUCUCCUGCUCCGCACAAGGACUGGAAGGGCUAGUGGCUGGUGUGAUCUCAGAGAGCUCUGCUGCCCAGCAUCCACCCCCCGACAGGUUCCAGCCAGAGGCAACAAAUCGCAGGACUCCCUGCCCGGCCCCACAACAGCCAUUCCUGUCUACCAGUUUCCAGAAGUUUGCAUGUGUCUCACUGUGAUUGCUUAUCGUGCUCGGGGUUCCCUCAGCUUCUUGGACCAUUAUUUCUUCAGAUCCAUGGAAGCCAAAGAAAUGCCCGCUGUUGUCCACCACUGUGCUUCGGACUCUGCCCCAGGGGGUGAGACCAGAGCCCCCCCAGGCACGGAGCUUAUCCCCAGGAGAGCUGUUAGUCGCUCUCCCACCUGUGCCCGCUGCCGAAACCACGGCGUCACUGCCCACUUGAAGGGCCACAAGCGCCUGUGCCUCUUUCAGGCUUGCGAGUGUCAUAAAUGUGUCCUCAUCUUGGAGCGCCGGAGGGUCAUGGCUGCCCAGGUGGCCUUGCGUAGGCAACAGGAAGCACAGCUAAAGAGGCAUCUGGCUCAGGGACUGAUGAGGAGAGGUGCAGCUCCUCCCAAAGCUCCCAGCCAUGUCAAGAAGGGAGCCACUCGACCUGGGGUCCCCGCUGAAAAGGAAAACAUAGCACCCCAGCCUCAGACGCCCCAUGGGGCAGUCCCACUGGCACUGACACCCCCUGGGAAGGAUAACUCCCAAGGGCCUCUGCUGCUCAGUCGUCCCCCAGAAGCCUUGCCUUUGUCCUGGACUCCAAUGCCUCCAGGCCCUUGGGCUCCUGGACACUGGCUGCCUCCAGGACUUUCCAUGCCACCUCCAGUGGUAUGCCGCUUGCUAUGCCAAGAACCUACUGUCCCUCUGCAUCCCUUUCCUGGCUUUGACCCUGGCACUUCCCUCCGGCUGCCCACUCAUGGGCCCCUCCCAACCUGCCCAGGAUCUCGCCCGAUACUGACGACUCCCCUUUCUGGAGAAUCCCAAGGGCCCACUGCCCUGCCCCGCGCAUGCUCGACUCUGAUACUCCAGCCCUGUGGCACCCCAGACCCUCUUCUGCUGCAGCCACAGGCCCCUGGAGCUUCUCGCCUGGCCUGGACUUCUGCCCCCUCAGAGCGGCAGCUGCAGCGGGAGGCAGCUGAGGCUCUUGUGGGUCUGAAAGACUCUUCCCAGGCUCCCCGCCUGACCUCUUCUGUUCCUCCCAAUCCUCCUUGGAUCUCCCUGCUCCACCCCUGUGGCCCACCAGCUCCUGCUGGAGGAAGAGGAUUCCAGCCUGUUGGACCCUCUCUCCGACCCAGCCCAGCCCCCUCUGUGGCUCUGCAUAUUGGGCGUCUGGGCUCUAUCUCCCUCCUAAGCUAGAAGCCCAGAGAUGGA
Enhydra lutris kenyoni (northern sea otter) is the source of this 1815-nucleotide messenger RNA. Its product is annotated as DMRT like family C2. Gene Ontology annotation, cellular component: nucleus. Lineage: Eukaryota; Metazoa; Chordata; Mammalia; Carnivora; Mustelidae. The transcript has 15 exons. Bases 1 to 1800 code for a protein of 599 amino acids. Gene Ontology annotation, biological process: regulation of DNA-templated transcription. The record is from RefSeq and is a predicted model, not a curated record. Gene Ontology annotation, molecular function: sequence-specific DNA binding.